Messenger RNA from Ailuropoda melanoleuca (giant panda), 7759 nucleotides. RefSeq names its product SET binding factor 2 (gene SBF2). Gene Ontology annotation, cellular component: cytoplasm; membrane. The transcript has 43 exons. The coding region runs from base 363 to 6119 and encodes 1918 amino acids. The record is from RefSeq and is a predicted model, not a curated record. Lineage: Eukaryota; Metazoa; Chordata; Mammalia; Carnivora; Ursidae. Gene Ontology annotation, molecular function: guanyl-nucleotide exchange factor activity.
AGGGGGAGGUGGGCCACGAAGGGGCAGCUAGGCUUCGAAGUGAACCGCCCGCAGAGGCUUCGGGGGCGGGAAUACCCCGGCCGCCUAGCCUGCAAACCCAGCGGCCCGAGCCGCCCGACACGCUGCGGCGUGGGCUCGCCGCCCGCUCGGGGUUCCCGAGUCAGCGCGGGUGGGGGCGGGGGAGGAGCGGGCGCUCCGCGCGGCGCAGGCGCAGAGUGCGCCUCGCUUGUCAAACAUGGCUGAAGGGCCGCCGCUGCCGCUACUGCCGCUGCAGGGAAAAUGCUGAGCCCUCCCGGGCCGGGUGGGCGGCGGCGGCGAGGGCGGCUACGGGCACCUGCUUCCCGGGCGCGGCGGAGGCGGCCAUGGCCCGGCUGGCUGACUACUUCAUCGUCGUAGGCUACGACCACGAGAAGCCAGGGUCAGGAGCAGGUCUGGGGAAAAUAAUCCAGAGAUUUCCACAGAAGGACUGGGAUGAUACACCUUUUCCACAGGGAAUUGAAUUGAGAUUAAAUUCCAUCUGGAUACAAGUCCUUCACCAGUUUUGUCAGCCUGGUGGGUGGCAGCUGUCCAGAGAGAGGAAGCAGCCGACGUUUUUUGUGGUGGUCCUGACAGAUAUUGACUCAGAUCGACAUUACUGCUCGUGCCUAACCUUCUAUGAGGCAGAAAUCAACCUUCAGGGAACAAAGAAGGAAGAGAUUGAAGGUGAAGUGGAAGUGUCUGGUUUAAUUCAGCCCGCAGAAGUGUUUGCUCCCAAGAGCCUGGUGUUGGUAUCCAGAUUGGAUUAUCCAGAAAUUUUUAGGGCUUGCCUAGGUUUGAUCUACACUGUGUACGUGGACAGUCUGAAUGUCUCCUUGGAAAGCCUCAUUGCAAACCUGUGUGCAUGCCUUGUCCCAGCCGCGGGAGGGUCUCAGAAGCUGUUUUCCUUGGGUGCAGGAGAUAGACAGCUGAUCCAGACUCCUUUGCAUGACAGUCUUCCUGUCACAGGCACUAGUGUGGCUCUCCUGUUUCAGCAGUUGGGAAUUCAAAAUGUCCUCAGCCUCUUUUGUGCAGUUCUCACAGAAAAUAAGGUUCUCUUCCAUUCUGCAAGUUUCCAGAGACUUAGUGAUGCUUGCAGAGCCCUGGAAUCUUUAAUGUUUCCUCUUAAAUAUAGUUAUCCUUAUAUCCCCAUUCUCCCGGCUCAGCUGCUGGAAGUUCUAAGUUCCCCAACGCCUUUCAUUAUUGGAGUACAUUCUAUCUUUAAAACUGAUAUCCAUGAACUUCUAGAUGUAAUCAUAGCAGAUUUGGAUGGAGGCACUAUUAAAAUUCCUGACUGUAUUCACCUCUCUUCCCUCCCGGAACCACUUCUACAUCAGACUCAAGCAGCUCUUUCUUUGAUUCUACACCCAGAUUUGGAAGUAGCAGAUCAUGCUUUUCCCCCUCCACGAACAGCUUUAUCCCACUCAAAAAUGCUGGAUAAAGAAGUACGCGCAGUUUUUCUUAGAUUAUUUGCACAACUUUUCCAAGGAUACAGAUCAUGCCUACAACUUAUAAGAAUUCAUGCAGAACCAGUAAUACAUUUUCACAAGACAGCUUUCCUGGGGCAGCGUGGUUUGGUUGAGAAUGAUUUCCUCACUAAAGUUCUCAACGGAAUGGCAUUUGCAGGCUUUGUUUCAGAAAGAGGUCCUCCCUAUAGAUCCUGUGAUCUCUUUGAUGAGUUGGUAGCUUUUGAAGUAGAGCGAAUUAAAGUUGAAGAAAAUAACCCAUUGAAGAUAAUAAAGCAUGUCAGAGAACUUGCCGAGCAACUAUUCAAAAAUGAGAAUCCCAACCCUCAUAUGGCAUUCCAGAAAGUUCCACGCCCAACAGAAGGAUCCCACUUGCGAGUUCAUAUUCUUCCUUUCCCAAAGAUUAAUGAAACUCGGGUACAGGAAUUAAUACAGGAAAAUCUUGCUAAGAACCAGAACGCACCUCCUGCUUCACGAGUGGAAAAGAAAUGUGUUGUGCCAGCAGGUCCACCUGUUGUUUCGAUAAUGGAUAAGGUGACAACAGUUUUCAACAGUGCACAGAGAUUGGAAGUUGUUCGAAAUUGCAUCUCAUUCAUAUUUGAAAAUAAAACAUUGGAGACUGAAAAGACCCUUCCAGCUGCAUUGAGAGCCCUUAAAGGAAAGGCAGCAAGACAGUGUCUCACUGAUGAGCUGGGUUUACAUGUCCAGCAAAACCGGGCUAUAUUAGACCAUCAACAGUUUGACUAUAUAAUAAGGAUGAUGAACUGUACUCUACAGGAUUGUUCCAGUUUAGAUGAGUAUAACAUUGCUGCAGCAUUGCUCCCUUUGACCAGUGCUUUCUACAGGAAACUGGCCCCUGGAGUCAGCCAGUUUGCUUACACCUGUGUUCAGGACCACCCCAUUUGGACGAAUCAGCAAUUUUGGGAGACAACCUUCUACAAUGCAGUGCAGGAACAGGUGCGCUCCCUGUAUCUCUCAGCCAAGGAAGACAAUCAUGCCCCAUAUUUCAAGCAAAAGGAGAAGCGUCCAGAUGACCAGUACCAGGAGAAGACAGCGAUGGACCUGGCGGCGGGGCAGCUGCGCCUCUGGCCUUCUCUGAGCAAAGCAGCUCAGCAGGAGCUGGUACAACGUGAGGAAAGCACUGUCUUCAGUCAGGCCAUUCAUUUUGCAAACCUCAUGGUCAACCUGCUAGUUCCACUGGAUACAAGUAAAAACAAGCUCCUAAGAGCAUCAGCGCCAGGCGACUGGGAGAGCGGAAGCAACAGCAUUGUCACAAACAGUAUUGCAGGAAGCGUAGCAGAGAGCUAUGAUACGGAAAGUGGGUUUGAAGAUUCAGAGAAUAAUGACGUCGCCAAUUCUGUUGUGCGAUUCAUUACCCGAUUUAUUGACAAGGUUUGCACAGAAAGUGGAGUUACUCAGGAUCACAUCAAGAGCCUUCAUUGCAUGAUACCAGGAAUUGUAGCUAUGCACAUUGAGACCCUAGAAGCAGUACAUCGAGAGAGUAGAAGACUCCCGCCUAUACAGAAGCCCAAGAUUCUUAGGCCUGCUCUACUGCCAGGAGAAGAAAUCAUUUGUGAAGGUCUUCGAGUCCUGCUGGACCCUGAUGGAAGAGAAGAAGCUACCGGAGGUCUUCUUGGAGGCCCUCAGCUCCUGCCAGCAGAAGGAGCCUUGUUCCUCACCACAUAUAGAAUUCUUUUCAGGGGGACUCCCCAUGAUCAGCUAGUUGGUGAGCAGACAGUUGUACGGAGUUUUCCCAUUGCCUCCAUCACCAAGGAGAAGAAGAUUACAAUGCAGAACCAGCUACAGCAGAACAUGCAGGAGGGAUUUCAGAUCACAUCAGCAUCUUUUCAGUUGAUUAAAGUUGCGUUUGAUGAAGAAGUGAGUCCAGAAGUAGUAGAGAUCUUUAAGAAACAGCUAAUGAAGUUCCGUUAUCCUCAGUCCAUUUUCACCACCUUUGCUUUUGCUGCUGGACAAACUACCCCCCAAAUAAUUUUACCCAAACAGAAGGAAAAGAACACUUCCUUCCGCACCUUCUCAAAAACAAUUGUGAAAGGUGCCAAAAGGGCAGGGAAAAUGACAAUUGGGCGGCAGUAUUUAUUGAAGAGGAGGACAGGGACAAUUGUGGAAGAGAGAGUGAAUCGUCCUGGAUGGAAUGAAGAAGAUGAUAUAUCAGUUUCAGAUGAUAGUGAACUCCCCACAAGUACCACUCUGAAGGCCUCAGAGAAGUCUACGAUGGAGCAGUUAGUGGAAAAAGCUUGUUUCAGAGACUAUCAGCGUUUGGGUCUGGGAACCAUAAGUGGCAGCUCUUCUCGCUCAAAACCAGAGUAUUUUCGAAUCACUGCCUCCAACAGGAUGUAUUCACUCUGCCGGAGCUACCCUGGCCUUUUAGUUGUGCCUCAAGCUGUACAAGACAGUAGUUUACCAAGAGUCGCCCGCUGCUAUCGACACAAUCGCCUGCCUGUUGUAUGUUGGAAGAACUCAAGAAGCAGUACCCUGCUUCUCCGAUCUGGAGGAUUCCAUGGGAAGGGAGUAGUUGGUCUUUUCAAAUCUCAGAACUCCCCUCAGGCAGUUCCUACCUCCUCUUUAGAAUCUUCCAGUAGCAUAGAACAAGAAAAAUACCUGCAAGCCUUACUGAAUGCAGUUUCUGUCCAUCAGAAACUCAGUGGCAGUAACACCCUUACUGUCAGGCCAGCACUUGCUCUGUCUCCAGGGCCUGAGAGGAGGACUUCAAGAAUGUCCACUGUGCUUAAGCAGGUAGUGCCAGGACACUUGGAUGUACACCCAUCCAAUAGCUUUGCUCGAGGAGUGCAUGGGCACAGAGAUAAAUGUUUUACUCAGUCAAAUCCCAAAUCUUCAAUUAAGGGAAGAGUCCAUAAUCAAGGUGUAUGGGCAAGUCUUCGCUCUAGCACUCGCCUGAUCAGCUCUCCAACAUCCUUCAUUGAUGUUGGUGCCCGGCUGGCAGGCAGGGACCACUCGGCAUCCUUUAGUAACAGCACCUACCUGCAAAACCAGCUCUCGAAACGCCAAGCAGCCCUUUAUAUAUUUGGUGAAAAGUCACAACUAAGGAACUUCAAGUUAGAAUUUGCUUUAAAUUGUGAGUUUGUUCCUGUUGAAUUUCAUGACAUCCGACAAGUUAAAGCCAGUUUUAAAAAACUGAUGAGGGCAUGUGUCCCAAGCACCAUCCCUACUGACUCAGAAGUGACCUUCCUGAAAGCCCUGGGAGACUCUGAGUGGUUCCCACAGCUUCACAGGAUAAUGCAGCUGGCUGUGGUUGUAUCAGAAGUACUUGAGAAUGGUUCCUCAGUUUUGGUCUGUUUGGAGGAAGGCUGGGACAUCACUGCACAAGUGACAUCCCUGGUGCAGUUACUCGGUGAUCCCUUCUAUAGGACACUCGAAGGGUUCCGGAUGUUGGUCGAAAAGGAAUGGCUCUCUUUUGGUCAUAAAUUCAGUCAGCGGAGCAGCUUGACCCUCCACUGUCAGGGUAGUGGUUUUACUCCAGUCUUCCUGCAGUUCUUAGACUGUGUACACCAGGUUCACGACCAAUAUCCAGCGGAGUUUGAAUUCAAUCUCUAUUACUUAAAGUUCCUGGCUUUCCACUAUGUGUCUAAUCGCUUUAAAACAUUUCUCCUGGAUUCAGACUAUGAAAGAUUAGAGCAUGGAACUUUGUUUGAUGAUAAAGGAGACAAGCAUGCCAAAAAAGGAAUUUGUAUUUGGGAGUGUAUUGACAGAAUGCACAAGAGGAGUCCCAUUUUCUUUAAUUAUUUAUAUUCACCAGUGGAAACAGAGGCCCUGAAGCCCAGUGUAAAUGUCUCCAGCCUCAAGAAGUGGGAUUACUACGUAGAGGAGACCCUUUCCACAGGGCCUUCAUAUGACUGGAUGAUGCUGGCCUCCAAGCAGUUCCCCUCCGAGGACUCUGAAGUGGCCGGAGGAGCUGGGCCCCAGAGCCAGAGGAGAACGGUGUGGCCGUGCUAUGAUGACGUCAGCUGUGCUCAGCCCGAUGCACUCAGCAGCCUUUUCAGUGAAAUUGAAAGAUUGGAGCAUAAAUUGAACCAAACCCCUGAGAAGUGGCAGCAGCUGUGGGAACGAGUAACAGCGGACCUUAAGGAGGAACCCAGAGCAGACCGUCCCCAGAGACACCCUUCAGGCUCCCCAGGAAUUGUGUCUACCAACCUGCCCUCCUGUCAGAAGAGGUCUCUGCUGCAGCUCCCAGACAGCGGUGCAGGGCAGGGGCACAGCGCCAGCGUCUCCCCGUCCAAUGGCGUGGACCGCAGAGCAGCCACGCUGUACAGCCAGUACGCGUCCAGGAGUGAGGAGAACAGGUCCUUCGAGGGAACACUUUACAAAAGAGGGGCUCUGCUGAAAGGUUGGAAGCCCCGGUGGUUUGUGUUGGAUGUAACAAAACAUCAGCUGAGAUACUAUGACUCAGGUGAGGACACAAGCUGUAAAGGCCACAUUGACCUGGCCGAAGUAGAAAUGGUCAUCCCUGCUGGCCCCAGCAUGGGAGCCCCAAAGCACACGAGUGACAAGGCUUUCUUUGAUCUCAAGACCAGCAAACGUGUGUAUAACUUCUGUGCACAGGAUGGACAGAGUGCCCAGCAGUGGAUGGACAGGAUCCAGAGCUGUAUCUCCGAUGCCUGAUACCCACGGUCAACCCAAGCAGAAGAGGGAGGAAGGACGCACGCUGUCCGACAGAACAAAGCGCAUGAUCCCUCGAGGAGCUGACAGCUUCCUGCUUGGUUCUCAAGACUCAUCCCAGGCCUGAGGCUCUCCUGCCCAGGCUCACCGAGUGCCCUCUUUGAGCCGUUGCUAUGGCUGCUCAGCCUGAGUGAAUGUGUCACAGAGGGCUGGUCGAGAGCCCCCGGCAUUCCCUGUGUCUUGCACUAGGUCGUUCUAACAGGGUCUUAGUGGUUAGGGAUCAGAAGAAUGCUUCCUGAGCCAACCGUCAUCUAUCUCCUAGGCAAAAUGGCUACCCCUUACUUGACUCCUUCUUCAUGAAACUAGAUCCUUUUUGUUCCCAAGGUCAUAACUUCCUUGGAGAUUUUUCUGACAGGCAAAUAUCAAAACUGUCCAAGAUGAUCGUACAUCGUGUCCAGAACAGGUUUCCCAGCAGAACAGCUCCUACUCUUACCGCCUGACCUUAGAGACACUCAGUUCUUGGCGCUGCCAGAGGUGCUCCCCUAACCCUGCUUGGCCAUGGGGGUCGCAGCAAGGGCCUCAGUGCUCACACAGGAUUCUCCUGAAGGAAAAAGAGGGUCCAGGGAAUGAUGCAACCGUGACCAGGCCAAUGCAGGACAAUAUUGCUUCCAAAACACUGAAUUUUCUAGGCCAGAGGUGCCCUGAGGAUCCAGGACUUCGUGUUCCUAUGUAUUCUUCUGGUCCCUGACAGCUUCUUACCCAGAAUAACAUGCAAAAAGCCGAAUGCACUAACUCACAAAAUAAACACUUGCACUGAACUCUUAAUGAAGUGAAGAUGUUGGAAAGACGGAAGCCAGCUGUCCUGGAGCACCGCGCACCUGUGACAGGCUGUAGACGGCAGUCGCACGGUGCCAUGAUCAGAUGCCCAGACAGUGCUUCUGCACGUGAACAGUAAGAACGGUUCGUAGAUUUUCUUUACUUUUGAUAAUGUUGUCUUUGUUCAGCUUAAGACCUGAGGAGUGCUGUUUGUUCACCGCGAGUGGCAGCGGCGAGAUCUCUGCUUACCGCUGCAGCCAGCCGGAGUCAGGGGUAGUUAGAUCGUUGUUUGGAAAUGUUAAUAUGUUAAAUACCAAACUAAUAUUUCAAAAAUAUGUAUAUAUGAUUUCUAUAUCCUUGUUUUUCAGCUAGCCUACGUAUAAUUUAAUAUAAAAUUAACUGAUUAGUUCGUAAGAUUUCAGUAAUGAAAAUACUUCCCUUUUUAAAAAACAAAAAACCACUCUGUCUUUGUAGAUUACAAAUAAACCAGAUUUUCAAAUUUAAAAUUAUCUACACACUAGGAAAUAGAACUGUGUUAAUAUAUAAGAAAUUGGGGAAUAACAAGAAUGAAGGAUUUUUCUAUCGUUUUCAUUUUAUAAAUUGCCACCUGUGAAAAUGAUUUUGCACAUUAUUUGUAUUUUUUCUUUGUAUAUGAAAUAAUUUUUGUACUUUGUAAACUAUGGAGCCCGUUGUACCUUCAGCUAUUUGAGACUGUACACAGUGCUUCUUUUCUAACUGGAUUCUUCUAACUUUCGUAAACGUGUUACAUGCCUUCCAUUCACUAACCACCUUGAAUUAAAUUUAUUUCUUAAGAAAAAGCACCCUCA